AUUUAUGGUUUUUAAUAAUUUAUUUACUUCAAAUCCUAUAAAAAUGCAAAAAUGUAAUGGAAAAUUAAUAAAAUAUAUUCAAAGUUAAAGUUAUUGAAUUAUAUUAAUUUAAUCUUAGUAUUCUCGGAAAAUGUUUUACAAAACGUAUUCUUUUGUUUUAAUUUUUGUGUGUUGUAUUUAUUUUAGAGAUGUUUUUGCAAACAUAUUUAUAAAGGACAAUACAGGAACACUAAUUUAUCAUAUGACGGAUGAUAGUUCCAAACAGUUUGGGAAUCUUAAUAUGAGUUUUGUAAAUGUGAAAAAUGUUGUUGCAGAAAUUUAUUUGCGUCAGGAGAAUUAUAAUAGCAGUCAAAAAAAUGAAAAAAAAAUAGAGCUUAAAAUUACGUUCAAUGAAGAUAACAUAAUUUUAAUUUACAAUGAAUACCGUGAAAUUUGCUCAUACAAUGAAAAUGGUACUAUAAGAUUGAGGGAAAUUAUUCAAGAUUUGGGUUAUGAUAUUGAAUUUAAAGUAUUUGAAAACAUUAGGAAAAAUAAGCAUUUAAUACGUGAUGAAACAGCAAAAAAAUAUUUGAUUGAUCGAUCUUUAAAGUAUAUGAUCUUGUUAUCUAUAUAUGCCUUUAAUGCUAUAAUACUUCAAGAUUUUUCAAAAUCAUUUUGGGGACAGCUAUUAGAACUUUUUAAAAAAAUACAAAAAGUUAUGCUUAUAUUGGAUCGCUAUAAUGUUAUACAUGACUCCAUAGACCAAAUGAUACAUGCAAAGAGUAAUAAUCUGUAUGAAUUAAAAGGAUUGGCAGAACAAUGUGCAAAAUAUUUUAUGAAUUAUGAAGAAUUGACAAAAUAUGAUUUUAAAUAUGAAGUUACAGAUUCCUUUCUUUAUGAUAAUCCCAUACUACCACAAGAUUUAAUAAAUAAAUUAUUAAAUGGAUUUCCUAAACAACAAAAUGAAAAUUCAUACAAUUUUCAUGAUAUACCAAAAGAUUUAGAUAAAAUAAUGGAAAAUUUAAAAUUAAUUUUUAGUUUAAUUCACGCAGAAUAUAACGCAAUUGUUUAUUAAAUUUAUAACUUUUCAUAAAUUAUUUGAAUAGGGUAUAAUUUUGGUUUUACAUAGUAAAUAAGUGUGCUAUAAUCUGCUUACAUUAUUUAUGCAAAUUUAAAAUAAUAGCAAAUACAUAUUACCUUCUUUUUAUUGAUUAAAUAUUAAUUAAAAAAUAACUUAUUUACAUAUUGAUAUAAAAUAUACUAUAUUAUAAAUACAUAGU
Messenger RNA from Daktulosphaira vitifoliae (grape phylloxera), 1259 nucleotides. RefSeq lists its product as uncharacterized. Bases 131 to 1054 code for a protein of 307 amino acids. The record is from RefSeq and is a predicted model, not a curated record. Lineage: Eukaryota; Metazoa; Arthropoda; Insecta; Hemiptera; Phylloxeridae. The transcript has 8 exons.